GCCAAGGACAAUUGGUGACUUAUGAUUCAUUCUCUCUAGUUUGCAGACAGCACACAGGGAUGAACAGUAGUCCGACAGGGAGUGUUAAACUGUAGAAGCUUAUAACCGUUUAUUAAAUACAGUGAGGGCUCCUUCGAUUACCCAGAAUGCCCUGCUUGUUGCCGUCUGGCGAAGGAGUGACUGUGUGAAAAGAAUCAGUUAGCUGCCUUUGAUACCCAUUAGGUUGUCGUUACUAUGCAUUUGUAUUGUAUGAAAUAAGAAAAAAGAGGGAAAGAAAAUAUCUGGGAAAGGCGAAAUCUGUUGUCGUCUAUACACCAAGCGAUGCCUCUCUUCACGACUAACCCCUUUGACCAAGAUGUUGAGAAAGCAACCAGUGAGAUGAACACUGCUGAGGACUGGGGCCUCAUUCUGGACAUAUGUGACAAGAUAGGGCAGUCACGCACUGGGCCCAAAGAAUGCCUCCGCUCUAUAAUGAGAAGAGUGAACCACAAGGACCCUCACGUAGCCAUGCAGGCACUGACUCUUCUCGGUGCCUGUGUCUCAAACUGUGGGAAAAUUUUCCACUUGGAGGUGUGCUCCAGAGAGUUUGCCAGUGAAGUCAGUAAUGUCUUAAACAAGGGCCACCCCAAAGUCUGCGAGAAGCUGAAGGCCCUGAUGGUGGAGUGGGCGGAAGACUUCCGCAAUGAUCCGCAGCUCAGUCUGAUCUCAGCAAUGAUCAAGAAUUUACGGGAACAGGGUGUCACGUUCCCUGCUGUGGGCUCCCAGGCUGCUGAGCAAGCAAAAGCAAGCCCAGCUUUAGUGGCAAAGGAUCCCUCCACAUCAACAAACAAAAAAGAAGAGGAGGAUUUGGCCAAAGCUAUCGAGUUGUCUCUGAAGGAGCAGCGUCAGCAACCGCAGACCUCAAUGUCGAGUCUUUACCCAAACACCUCCACCCUGCUCUCCUCACACAAGUCUGACGGCAGAAAAGUCCGUGCCAUCUACGAUUUUGAGGCUGCAGAGGACAAUGAGCUCACCUUUAAGUCGGGAGAAAUCAUCACUAUCCUGGACGAUAGUGACCCAAACUGGUGGAAAGGGGAAACAUAUCAGGGGGUGGGGCUGUUUCCCUCCAACUUUGUCACUGCUGAUCUCACUGCAGAGCCUGAGAUGAUGAAGACGGAGAAAAAGACAGUACAGUUCAGUGAGGACAUUCAGGUAGAGACCAUAGAGCCCGAACAGGAGCCAGUGUACAUAGACGAGGACAAAAUGGACCAGUUACUGCAAAUGAUUCAAAGUGCGGAUCCAACAGACAACCAGUCUGACAGUGUUGAAUUAUUACAGCUUGAAGGUGCCUGCAAUCAAAUGGGGCCCCUCAUUGAUCAGAAGUUGGAGGAUAUUGACAGGAAGCACUCGGAGCUGUCAGAGCUGAACGUGAAGGUGAUGGAAGCGCUGUCUUUAUAUGCCAAGCUGAUGAAUGAAGAUCCCGUCUAUGCCAUGUAUGCCAAGCUGCAGAGCCAACAGUAUUACAUGCAGCAGCCUGCCAGCGCCGCACAACAGGUCUACCCUGGUCAGCCUGCAUCAGGUUCAUAUGCCAUGAGCAGUGCUGGGGUGCAAGGCUAUACCGUUCCUAUGGAGCAACUUCCUCCUGGAACUCCCAUUCCUGGUCAACCAGUUCCCAGUGACGUUCAUAUGUACAUGGGCCAGCCGCCUGUGUACACUGCAGCUCCAGGCGGCAUGGCACCAGCAGAUGUUCAGUCCUACCAGAAUCCAGCCAGCAACCCUGGCCCAGCACCAUGCACAACUCCCGCAGGCAUGACGCAGACCGCAAACUACAGCGCUGCCUCUGGCGUGAGCAUAGCACCCUCCACAGAUGUCCCACAGGCCCCCUUCUCAGAGAAAGCAUUGUUAUAGGGCCACCGGAGCUCACUGAUAUCCUCACAGGCACAUAUGCACUCUUACAUACAGACACAACCACACACUCACAAAAAAACAGACCUGAUCAAAUAGUUAUAGUUGAAAAUGUGUUUUUAUUGCAUAAGUUGACACCAGAUCAAUUAAAACACAAUUUAAACAGAGUAAACUAA
Messenger RNA from Maylandia zebra (zebra mbuna), 2060 nucleotides. It is a transcript of the gene stam, whose product is annotated as signal transducing adaptor molecule (SH3 domain and ITAM motif) 1. The record is from RefSeq and is a predicted model, not a curated record. Gene Ontology annotation, cellular component: ESCRT-0 complex. Gene Ontology annotation, molecular function: phosphatidylinositol binding; ubiquitin binding. Gene Ontology annotation, biological process: protein transport to vacuole involved in ubiquitin-dependent protein catabolic process via the multivesicular body sorting pathway. Lineage: Eukaryota; Metazoa; Chordata; Actinopteri; Cichliformes; Cichlidae.